AUGGCAGCAGUUGGCAGGGAUGCAAAUGACCAGAUGUACCCUGUUGCAUGGGCUAUUAUGGAAGGAGAGAACAACUCCUCUUGGGAGUGGUUUCUGACCCAGGUGAGGGAGGCUCUCAGCUUAGGUGAAGGAGAUGGUCUCACCAUUGUUUCAGAUGAGCAUCUGGUCAUACUAAGUAGUGUGAAGGCAGUCUUUCCAAACUGUGAGCAUAGGCACUGUGCCAGGCAUAUUUUUGCCCAUUGGCACAAGGUACACAAAGGAGAUGACAUGAAACUCAUGUUUUGGAAGGCUGCUAAAGCAUAUUCUUUAGCAGAUUACAAUGAAGCUUUAGCAGAAAUGGAGGCAGAAAACCCUAAUGCUGUGACUGAUUUCAAAGCUCACAACUCUAAAGUAUUUUGUAGGGCAUUUUUAGAUACUACAACCAAAGUGGAUGUCAUUACUAGCAACUUAUCUGAGACUUUUAAUGGCUACAUAAUAAAUGCCAGGACCAAACACUUGAUAUAUUUAUUAGAAGACAUUAGGGUAGGUUUGAUGCAGAGAUUGGUUGUUAAAAGACAAGCCAUGGAGGGUAGUUCUGCACAAUUAUGCCCUAGAAUAACAUCAAGGUUGGAAAAAGAGAAAGAAUGGGCUGCCAACUGCACUCCCAUACCAUCCACCAAUACAGUUUUCCAAGUGAACCAUGGCAUGGAUAGCUUAACUGUAGAUCUGCAAGCAAGGUCUUGCACUUGCAAGAAGUGGGACUUAACUGGCAUCCCUUGUUGCCAUGCAGUUUCAUGCAUUUUCUUCUGCCACAAGGAUGCAGAAGAUUAUGUUUCUGGCUACUACACCAGGGACAUAUAUUUGCAGUCUUAUGGAGGUUCAAUCCCACCUGUUGUUGGUGAUAGACAUUGGCCAAAGAUCAACUCCCCUCUGAACCCACCCCAAUAA
Molecule: messenger RNA, 927 nt
Organism: Beta vulgaris subsp. vulgaris (sugar beet)
Lineage: Eukaryota; Viridiplantae; Streptophyta; Magnoliopsida; Caryophyllales; Amaranthaceae
Exons: 2
Coding region: 1-927 (308 amino acids)
Molecular function (GO): zinc ion binding
Source: RefSeq, a predicted model, not a curated record